Molecule: messenger RNA, 873 nt
Organism: Trichophyton benhamiae CBS 112371
Lineage: Eukaryota; Fungi; Ascomycota; Eurotiomycetes; Onygenales; Arthrodermataceae
Exons: 2
Coding region: 1-873 (290 amino acids)
Source: RefSeq, a predicted model, not a curated record
AUGGACCCUGAUUUCGUUCAUAGACAGUUCCCAACUUCCUAUCUGAGGACAAAGUUGGGCUCAGAAGUCCAGUUUUCGGUCGAGACUCGCAUCGAGGAUACAGCGCUGCAUACCGCAGUAGAAGACCAUAUCACUAACCAGCUUACCGAGAGACAGCAGCAGCAGCAGCAGCAGCAGCUUCUAACCUGGCAGCCUGUAGAUGGCCGUCGAGAACUCCAGCACUGGCUGAGAGUGCCGCCAUCACUCACGCCCGGCCCCUUGUCUACUCCAUCUGCCUCCUCGGCAGAGCGACAAGGCUCGCCAAAGCCAGCAGACGAUAGUCAGACUCUCUGCUCAUCUGCUCCUCCAUCAACUCUCACUCCGAGUGAGAUCAACCGCAGAGGCCAGCAGAUUAUCAUGCAGAUCCUGCAGACACCCGUCUCGCAGGAGGAGGCCGAUUAUCUCCGUUCCUUGCCUCUAUUUACUCCUCCUCGCUCAUCCUCAGGGGACCAAGAUUUCACCUUAUUCCCACCUGCUCCAGCAGAAGGAGAAGAGGAAGAAGAAGAACUACCAGCGAAAGAAGCGAUAUCAACGAACUCUCCUCUUGAUGAUACUCGCCAGCCGCCUUCAACAAGCCCUGUCAGUCGCUCAGUAUCACCAAACACUCUCACUCUUAAACCUCUUCAGUUCGAUACGGCAACAAACAGCUGGCCGCUGCCGCCUAUUGAGUCAGUUACUCGCUCGUUCUGGGACCCUAUUCGUGAUGCGCUUCGAGAGCAAGUGCAGGUAGAAAAGAUGGUGUGUCAGGAGAAUAUAUAUAUAAAUGGAUGUAUUUGGGUCGAGAAUGCUAACUUAUUCCCUGGGCUAUAUAGGAGGAUACGGAAAGCUGGUUGA